AUGGUCUGGGGUUGCUUCGUGGCGCUGCUGCUGGCAGCCACCCUGGGGCUGGGUCAGCGGCCUCGCCCUGAGCCUGGUGUCCGGGGCCUGCGGCACAGCUCUGACUGCGGAGCCAAGGGCAUGCAGUUGCUGGUGUUUCCCCGGCCAGGCCAGACUGUCCGCUUCAAGGUCAUAGAUGAAUUUGGGAACCAGUUUGAGGUCAACAACUGCUCUGUCUGCUACCACUGGGUGGCCACCAAGCCCCUGGGCCCCGCCGUCUUCUACGCGGAGUACGGAGGCUGCCAUGUGCAGGAGAAGGAUGGGCAUUUCCUCCUGAGGGUGUUCGUAGAAGCCGUGCUGCCCGACGGUCGAGUUGACGUGGCCCGAGAAGUCACUCUGAUCUGUCCGAAGCCCGGCCACACCUGGACUCCGGACUCCCAGCUGGCCCUUCCUCUCCCUCCUACCCGGCCCCUCUACCCCACCCCGGAGGGCAGCUGGGGCCAUCUGACCCCUGCCUCGAUGCCCCUUGGACCUGGAACCACCCGUCCCACCCUGACUCCGCCCCAGUGGGGCAUCUUGGAACCCUGGGGGGUUGACGAGUCCCUUUACCCAGGUGCACCCCUGGCCCCGGAGCAGUGCCAGGUGCCCUCUGGGCACAUUCCCUGUGUGGUGAGAAGAGGCUCCAAGGAAGCCUGUCAGGAGGCUGGCUGCUGCUAUGACAACAGCAGAGAGGUUCCCUGUUACUAUGGCAACACAGCAACUGUCCAGUGCUUCAGAGAUGGCCAUUUCGCCCUGGUGGUGUCCCAAGAAACGGCCUUGGCACACGGGAUCACGCUGGCCAAUAUCCACGUGGCCUCUGCCCCUGCCAGCUGCCCCCCCACCCAGGACACAGGGUCCUUCGUGGUCUUCCAAUUCCCUCUGACCCACUGUGGGACCACCCUCCAGGUGGUGGGCAACCGGCUCCUCUAUGAGAACCAGCUGGUGUCAGACCUCGACGUCUGCACGGGGCCACAGGGCUCCAUCACGCAGGACGGCGCCUUCCGGCUGCACGUGCGCUGCACCUUCAAUGCCAGUGACUUCCUGCCUCUUCAGGCAUCCAUCUUCCUGCCCCCUUCACCAGCCCCUGUGACCGGGUCUGGCCCCCUGCGGCUCCAGCUACGGAUCGCCAAGGAUGAGACUUUCCACUCCUACUACGAGGAAGCGGACUACCCCAUCGUGAGGCUGCUUCGUGAGCCCGUGUCUGUGGAGGUCCGGUUCCUGGACAGGACAGACCCUGGCCUGGUCCUGCUGCUGCACCAGUGCUGGGCCACUCCCGGUGCCAGCCCUUUCCAGCAGCCUCAGUGGCUCAUCCUGUCAGACGGGUGUCCUUUCGAUGGUGACAGCUAUAGGACCCGACUGGUAGCUUCAGACGGGGCAGGGCUGCCCUUUCCAUCACACCACCAGCGCUUCACUGUCUCCACCUUCGCCCUCCUGGACCUUGGCUCCCAGAGGUCCCUCAGGGGACAGGUUUACCUCUUCUGCAGUGCCUCUGCCUGCUCCCCGUCGGGGCUGGAGACGUGUUCCUCCACGUGCAGCUCUGGGCCUGCUAGACAGCGACGAUCCUAUGCUCCGCACCGCGAUGCUGCCGGGCCACAGAACCUCGUGAGCUCUCCAGGGCCGGUGGAUUUUGAGGGUUCCUCCAGGCGGGAGCGUCCGCUGGGGCCCACAGGCUCCCCCAGGAACGCCAACCAGAAGCCUCUCUUCUGGGUGGUCCUGCUGCUGGUGGCUGUGGCCCUGGUCCUUGGGGUUGGGGUUUUUCUGGGCCUGAGCCAAGCCCAAAGCUCCAGGAAGUCAACAGAGGGUGACCAGGCCCAAUAA
Suricata suricatta (meerkat) is the source of this 1836-nucleotide messenger RNA. It is a transcript of the gene ZP1, whose product is annotated as zona pellucida glycoprotein 1. Gene Ontology annotation, biological process: binding of sperm to zona pellucida; prevention of polyspermy. Gene Ontology annotation, molecular function: acrosin binding; structural constituent of egg coat. Gene Ontology annotation, cellular component: egg coat. The record is from RefSeq and is a predicted model, not a curated record. NCBI's taxonomy places the organism in Eukaryota, Metazoa, Chordata, Mammalia, Carnivora, Herpestidae.